Temnothorax curvispinosus is the source of this 1485-nucleotide messenger RNA. Its product is annotated as protein draper-like. The transcript has 8 exons. The coding region runs from base 20 to 1402 and encodes 460 amino acids. The record is from RefSeq and is a predicted model, not a curated record. NCBI's taxonomy places the organism in Eukaryota, Metazoa, Arthropoda, Insecta, Hymenoptera, Formicidae.
GCUAAGAAACGUAUUUCCGAUGAAGAUAUUCGACAUCGCUAAGUACGACACAAAUUUCACGUAUCUCUUCGACAUUUUACCAGGAUGGGUCGGUAUCUUGUGCGACCGUCCGUGCGAUGACAAGUUCUAUGGCAAGGAUUGCAAAAGCAAAUGCAACUGCUAUAAUAAUGCAGCCUGCCACCCGCAAAAUGGCACGUGCACGUGUGCGGCUGGCUUCACCGGUACACUAUGUCAGGAUCGUUGUAGAAAGGGCUUCUAUGGAAACGGAUGUAAUCAGAGAUGCGACUGUGUCGAGAAGAACACCGUGGACUGUGAUUCCGCUACCGGGUAUUGCAACUGCAAGCCGGAAUGGCGAGGAAUACGAUGCGAAACAAAGUGUCCGGAAGGUCUUUACGGCAAGGAUUGUCAUUUACAUUGCGAAUGCAUGCACAACAGUUCGUGUGAUUCCACGACCGGAAGUUGCGUCUGCGCCAAGGGCUGGGAGGGCCCUGAUUGCUCGCAACCCUGCAAGGAAGGAUGGUACGGGCUGGGAUGCAGAGAAAAGUGCCCGGAGAAAAUGAACGAAAAUAUGACUUGCAAUCACGUUACCGGCGAGUACGUUUGCCGUACGGGAUACCUGGGUCUCACCUGCGAACAUCCGUGUCCGCUCAAUCGUUAUGGGCUAAAUUGUUCGAAUCAUUGUCACUGUAAGAACGGCGGGGAAUGUCAUCACGUAACAGGUGUAUGCCAAUGUCGACCUGGUUGGCAAGGCGAGUACUGUCAAACACCCUGCGCGGAGGGCACUUACGGCGUUAAUUGUACACAGCAUUGCAAGUGUCAGAACGACGGUAAAUGCAGGCUUAAGGAUGGCCAUUGUCAAUGUCCGCCGGGAUGGACCGGGACCAUGUGUACCGAAAUUUGUCCCGAGGGGUACUACGGUCACCAUUGUUUGGAGAUUUGCGAAUGUAAAAACGAAUUCUUCAGGUGCCAUUCAGUCGAGGGUUGUAUUUGCAGGCAAGGGUAUACAGGUGAGAAUUGCGACGAACAACUGUUCUCCCGUAAUAUCCAAGAGAAAGAUGACGGAAGAUAUAAGUAUAUUGGAGGCGUACUUGCGAUUAUUGUUAUAAUUGGCGCUUUGUUAGCUGCAUGGAGGUAUCGUCGUCGUAGAAUGGCUGUCAAGAACGAGAUGGCUCAAGUGCGAUACACGGCUAAGUCUGAGAAGGAUAAAUUCGACAUAAGUAGCUGUACCGACGAAGACGAUUCAAAAGGAACGUUCGGUCAGCGAUACUACCUGCAGAAGAAGGACGACCAUGUAAGAAAUCCAAACUCGAAUGUGUAUCACAACAUGAUAAGCGGCAUGAACGACAAAAGAGUCGAGCACAUCUAUGACAAGGUUAAGCAGCCGUCGCUAAUGGCUGGAUGAUAAGACAAUAUUCCGAGUCAGACGCCAAUUUUUUUUGGAUAAAGUAUUCUAGCUGUUAUUUUAAUAGGCAUAAUAUAAUAAAA